This is a messenger RNA of Lactuca saligna, 1099 nucleotides long. The record is from the annotation of a GenBank genome assembly. Lineage: Eukaryota; Viridiplantae; Streptophyta; Magnoliopsida; Asterales; Asteraceae.
AAAAAAACGAAGAUAUUAUAAUCGAAUGAUAUAAACUAGCGUUGAUUGUUCAUACACGUUUUUUUAAUCCAGGAAUGUCUAGACUCUAGGGUAUGAUGAAUUUUAGAGGCAAGGGACAAUAAUUGGAAGUAACCAUUAUAAAAUUGCCACGUGGAGCCAGUAGAAUCAUAAGAUAGAUAAGCCUGAAAACAAAACAUACAAUCCUGUAAAAACCAGAAGCACCAAACUUUGGAGCAUCCAUUUCGAUUUCUUAUUUGCAAGAAUCAAAAUUCAAAACCCUCACGAUGUCAAUAGCAUCAUCUCACCAAACCUUCUUCACCAACGCCCUCCUCUCUACCCCCCACAAAUCAACCAAAAUCCCCAAAAAAUCAAUCAUCAUCUUGUGUAAUAAAUCCCCCAAAUCUCCAUCACAAAACCCCACAGAGUCAUCUUCAUCCAGAGUUAAUGACAAUAAUCAACUGGCGAAGCUUGCUUUGGUAACAAUGGCAGCUGGGGUCUUAACACUUGGGUCAAUCGAUCCAGCUUUCGCAGCAAAAUCCGGCGGCCGUGUCGGUGGUCAGGCGUUCCGUUCCGCCCCAAGUCAAUCGGCCCCUCGUUCAUCUUCACCAAGAAUCAAUAACUCAAGAACCAAUAUUUACAUCAACCCACGGGUUGCGCCACCACUGGUCGGUGGAUAUGGUUAUGGGUAUGGUGGUUGGGGGUGGUCGCCGUUUUCGUACUUUGCACCUGGGCCUAGUGUGGCUGUUGGAGUCGGCGGUGGGUUUGAUACCUUGGUGUUGUUUAUACUUCUUGGUGCUGCGGCAGCUGUCGUUAGAAGGUUCUUUAGAUCCAGGAAUGAUUAUGAUGAUGAAGAUUAAUUACUAGUAAUUUUUUGUGUAGAAGAACACACUUAAAUGCAUGAUAUAUUUUUAGAUGUAUAGAUAUCACUUGAUAAACUUGACGUGGAUAUGAAUAUAUAUGAGUCUUUGUUUUGGUUUAAUGUGGAAGAAACAAUUAAAUAAAUGUUUUUUUAGGGUUUCCUCAAAAUAGAUUGCUUGUAUCUCUUCAAAUCUUUGAGAUGAAUAUAACAUCGAAAACGAGAAAGAAGUAUAUAAGCCAC